AUGUAGUGAUGUGAUGGUCGAGGGAACACAAAAAAUGGAGAAAUACUUGAAGUUGGCGCAAUCAUUUGCAUUUGUUUGGGGAUUCAUCUUGCUGGUGGCUCUUGUGUGUUGCUGCAUUAGCACCAAACCUGAUCGGGAAAACGUUGACGAUGCUAGCUGUGGCGGCUGCGACGGAGGACAUACUGCCUUUUAGUCUAGGUCUUAAUCAUCCUCUGUUUCAUUUACUUUUGUUCUUUAAUCCUCUAGUUCUAGGUGGUGUUUUGGUAGAUUUCUACACACACAUCGUCAUGGAUUAUCUAUCAGUUAAUGGUCUGUUAGUCUAGUGGUUAAAAAAAUUUGUUUGAGAAAAUUGUAGGGAUUACGGUUAGAGAUUUUUAUCGGUUAUAAUAAUAAAAUAAAAAUUGUUUUUGAUAUCCAUGAUAAAAUUACACAAUUCACAUAUAUUUACACACACAAAAAAAAGAAGGAAAAAUAAAAAGUGUGGCAACGAAACACAGAGAGGGAAAUAGUCAAAAUCACAAGGGAGAAGUCGUAUAGACCAUACAAUUACACACAAACUAUAUCUCCAUCAUCUCUCUCUUUUCCCCGUCAAUGGCGUCCUUCAAUUCGUUCCCAAUUCCCAAACAGAUUGUGGGUUCUUCUUCGUCGUCGUCUUCUUCUUCUGCUUCUCGGCCACGUAUCUUGGUGCGAUCGAGUACGGCGUCGUCCAUGGCCUCCACCAAUAGUAUGCUGGUCUUCGUACCUCCGCAUCCUUUGAUCAAACAUUGGCUCUCUCUUCUGAGAUGUGAGCAAACUCAUUUCCCCAUUUUCGUUAGAAUUCCGGUGAACUCUUUGGUGGCAACGAGGUCGUCUUUCUUAUCCUCAAUCAAGGAGGGAAACAGAUUUUACCAUAAAGAUCCUAUUAAAGCAUGUGGCUGUACAUCUGCGAGUCCUUACACUGCAGAAAAUGUGUAUGUAGAGCUCAAAAAUCCAAAGGAAAGUAUUGGCGUGGGUUUCGUUGGGGAACAAAUGUCUUCUGUUGAAAAAGCCCAUUUAUCACGUAGCAUGUUGCAAUACAAUUUGCUAGGGAAGAACCUUUUGGCACUAGAGGAAACUUUUGUGGCAUUGGACUCGUUAGGAAUGGAAAGAGAUAUUAUGUUGCAAAUGGGGAAGUUGGGGGCUACUGAGUUAUUCAAGACCUGUCUCUCUAGGUCCCGUGGUUCUUCAGUCACUUCAUGCUUAUCUGACUCAGGAACCGAGUUGGUGAUUACUACAGCAGAACAAGAACCUUUUGUGCCUUCGAGAAGAAAACUGAAAAAGAAAGCAAGAAGGUCGAGUUUGAUUACCGGAAAUGGUGGUCAGGGUUCUUUGUCAGCCGUUUCAAGAAUCACAUGGAGCGAUAUUGAUGUCCCUAGAGUGAGAAAGUCAUCGAAAUACAGAAAGAAAAGAGAGAGGGUAUCUAGAAACGAGGCUGAGAUGUCAGCAGGAGUCAAGAUAGUGGCGGACAUGGAGAGAAUCAGAAGGAAAUUGGAAGAGGAAAGUGGUAAGGUAGCGAGUAUGAGUUGUUGGGCUGAAGCUGCAGGGAUGAACGAGAAACUUCUGAUGCGCAAUCUACAUUACGGUUGGUUCUGUAGAGAUGAACUGUUGAAAAGCACCAGGUCUUUGGUUCUCUUCCUCGCAAGAAAUUACCGUGGACUAGGGAUCGCCCACGAAGAUCUAAUCCAGGCAGGGAAUGUGGGAGUGUUACAAGGAGCAGAGAGGUUUGAUCACACAAGGGGUUACAAGUUUUCGACAUAUGUACAAUAUUGGAUAAGGAAAUCGAUGUCCAUGAUGGUGUCACGGCAUGCAAGAGGCGUCCAUAUUCCUUCGUCAAUAAUCCGAACUAUGACUCAGAUUCAAAAGGCUCGCAAGACCUUGAAAACGAGCCACGGGAUAAAAUAUCCGGCCGAUGAAGAGAUUUCGAAACUAACAGGCUACUCGUUGAAGAAGAUUCGAGCAGCGAACCAAUGCCUAAAAGUGGUUGGUUCAAUCGACAAGAAAGUCGGGGAUUGCUUUACUACAAAAUUCCUGGAAUUUACACCGGACACGACGAUGGAGAGUCCUGAGGAGGCAGUGAUGAGACGGAGCGCAAGGAGAGACGUACAUGAUCUUCUAGAAGGACUAGAGCCAAGAGAGAAGCAAGUGAUGGUUCUACGUUAUGGACUUGAAGACUACACGCCCAAAUCUCUCGAAGAGAUUGGGAAGCUUCUUAGAGUUAGCAAAGAAUGGAUUCGUAAGAUCGAACGGAGAGCAAUGGCUAAACUCAGGGACCAACCCAAGGCCGAGGAUCUCAGAUUUUAUUUGAAUCCAUGAAAACAUAGAUUUUUUGUAACCAAUUACGUUUUAUGUCUUGUUGAUUUGUAAUAACAUUGGAGAUCAUAGUUAUGUAUAUUAUAGAGAAAAAAUAGAUUAUCAUCACAUAAUGUAAACACAUUCUGGUCCUAUUGUUUAUUUCAGUGGUCCCGAAAACCCUAAUGGGCUUCCGAAUAAACAAA
Molecule: messenger RNA, 2513 nt
Organism: Thlaspi arvense
Lineage: Eukaryota; Viridiplantae; Streptophyta; Magnoliopsida; Brassicales; Brassicaceae
Source: the annotation of a GenBank genome assembly